Molecule: messenger RNA, 1502 nt
Organism: Bolinopsis microptera
Lineage: Eukaryota; Metazoa; Ctenophora; Tentaculata; Lobata; Bolinopsidae
Exons: 6
Coding region: 20-955 (311 amino acids)
Source: RefSeq, a predicted model, not a curated record
UAUAACAAUCUACACGACAAUGGAUCAAUCUUUUACUCCGCUUAUCCUCGCCACCACGGCUUUGAGCUUGACUGCCAGCUUCUACGGACUUGCAACACUGAUGAGAAGCAAGAAGAAGCUGGGUGUUAAAGUUAUGCUGGCCUCUAUCGCUUGCCAAAUUCUCUUUUGGGACUUCUUAAGAUGCCUGACUAUCGGGAUAGUAUCCGGAAUCUGGAACCUCUCUUACCCUGACACGGGAGUUCUCUGCACCAUAAUCGGACCUCUAACGGACAUGUCUCACCGUGUCUCCUUCUUCCUAGUUCUCGGUCACGUGAUCAUGGGCUUGAAGAAAUCCGAAGAGAGCGCUGCCCUAAGAUGGACUGGAGCUGGAACCGUCAUUAUUGGUUAUCUGAUCAGUAUCGGUUUCGCCGUACUCCCAUACCUCCGUGGAACCACUUACCUAAUGGGACAAGAAGGAUUCUGUACUUAUUACGCUGACCAAAUCUUCUACCUGGACUACGAGACCAUGACCAACGAUCAAAUUUUCAAGUCCACUUUGGGCUACAACAUCAUCCUGAGCGUGCUGCCAUUUGCCCUGAUGUUUGUGAUGGUGGCAGUUGGGAUGAUAACCUGUUUCUGUGCCAAGUCACAAGAUUCCACGAGCUUGGUAAAUGCAGGAGCGCUCCUCUUUUGCUACGCCCCCAUGAUGGGGAUUGGAAUGGCUCUGACUGCUAACUAUUUCGGAGUCAGCACCAUCCUCACCAGCUGGGAUCCAGAAGAUAUGCCAAACCAAAUGCUGAUUCUGUUUCUGUCGAUGGUACUGAUGCCAGUUUCUACCCCUCUUGUCAAGCUUCUGACCAAUGCAACUAUCUCCUGCUACAAGUCAAGAACUGAGCAACAGGACACAUUUUGUCAGAAGACCAGUAGCAACAGCACUACCAUUCUUGUGAAUGAUGUGGACUGCAUGGUCGAGUGAGGCCUAUUUACAGGGGCAGACGUGGACAUGUCUGAAAACCGGUUAUUUCAAGUAUAUGCUUGAGCGAUACCAAUAUACUCUGCUGCAAAUUCCGCGUGUUAUAUGAUGAGGAUUUAAAGUUAAUGAUGCGGAAAUCUUUGAAGAAGAAGUGGAGAUGGAGGAGAAAAGUUGACGAUCUAAGUGCAGAAUUUGAAAAAGAAGAGAUGGUGAUAAGAACUAGAAGAUAUAAAAAGGUUGAACGGAUAUCUGCGUAAAGCAAAUUUGAGACAUUUUAUAUUAGGAAGCUUAUUUGAUAGACUUUUAUAUGAAAUCAUUGAACAAUGUAUUGCAUUCGAUCAACAAACGCUUUACAAUUAAGCAAGAUCGGGCCAAAUUUGAGUCCUAAGACAAUUGAGAAGUAAAUUAUUGAUAAUUGAUAUUUGCUUAAAUUUUAUGUAGAUAGUCCAAUUGCAUGUGCAACUAUUUGUAAUUUUGUAAUUCAAAUAGAGGCAGACAAUGUUUUACAGAAUGUAUCCCACAAAUUCUAUUCUAUUUAAUGUACAGUUUC